Closterium sp. Naga37s-1 is the source of this 843-nucleotide messenger RNA. Lineage: Eukaryota; Viridiplantae; Streptophyta; Zygnematophyceae; Desmidiales; Closteriaceae. The record is from the annotation of a GenBank genome assembly.
AUGGCGAUUCGCCGUGAUGUUUUUUAUCCUCCUGGCGGUGUGCCCUUCAAGACUGGGCGCGCUGCGGCUAGGAGGGGCGCUUCGAGCGACGAGCGAACCACUCCGCCGGGGUAUUACUUCCGGGCUGCAACUGGGGAGGGCGUUACCCCGCUCCCUCAUCCUAAUGCCCCCUCCCUCCCGUCUUGUCCCCCUUGCCUCUAUCCCAGUCCGCCGGGGUAUUACUUCCGGGCAGCACCUGGGGAGGGCGUCACCUCGUGGCAUAUCCACUUUCCGGGCGGCGGGUGGUGCGCCACCAAGAGCCAGUGCAGCUGGCGGACCGGGCGGCUGCUGGGCGGCACCACCAGGUGGCCGCCGACCAAUAACGCCUCGUGGGCGCAGGGCCGGUUUGGGGGCAUUCUGAGCAGCAACGAGGGGGCAAACCCGUUCUUUGCGGGGUGGCACCUGGCCAUGGCUGUCUACUGCGAUGGGGGCGGCUAUGCGGGAGCAGCCGGGCGCGUGGCCGUGGGGAAGAGGCGCUUUGUGCACAUGGACGGCAGCAGGAUUGCCAGCGCUAUCCUGCAUGACCUGCUAGAAAACCAGGCGCUGAGCAGGGCAACCGAGGUGCUGGUGUCGGGGACGUCAGCGGGGGGGCUGGCAGUGAUGCGCCUGUGUGACUCCCUCGCUGCUCUGCUGCCCCGCGCCACCGUCAAAUGCCUCCUCGAUGGCUCCUUCUUCCCCGGUAUGCAUCCCGCUGCUCUCUUGCCCUCUCACGAUCACCUUCCUCCCUGCUUCCCGCAUUUUCUCCAACCAUCCUCCAUUCACACCUCCCGGGCCCCAGUCUCUCCUUCUUUCUCCUACCCCUGA